AUGGACUCAUCUCCUCUCGCCACCAUCCAAGUCUCCCCAGCCCAAGGCCAAAACCACACCCACACAGUCGUCUUCCUCCACGGCCGCGGCGACAACGCCCCCAAGUUCUGCUACUCACUCCAAUACUCUCGUGACUCCCAGGGUCGCACUCUCGCCGACGCCUUCCCUACUUUCCGCUGGGUGUUUCCCCAAGCCCCCAAUCGAAAAUGCGCUAGCCAACCUGCCGUAGACUACAACCAGUGGUUCGACGUCUGGAACGUGGCCAACUUUGCGGAAAAUGAGAACCUACAGGCAGAGGGACUGCGAGAAGUCGUGCCCAAGAUUCGCAACAUCUUGGCCAAGGAGGCAGAUGACCUUGGCGGAAGAUGGGACAAGGUCAUCCUGAUGGGUAUAAGCAUGGGUUCGGCUACAAGCGUGCACACAUUGUUCAACCUUGAUAUACCGACGGCGGAAAAACGACUCGGUGCUUUUAUUGGCUUCAGUGGGCGUUGUCCGUUUGCUGGACAGACGCUGGAGCAGAUACGCAAGACGGUUCAGGUGGAUUCUUCGCCGGUGGGCAACGAUGUUCUUAGGAAUACGCCUAUGCUGUUGGAGCACUGUGUGGACGAUCCGUUGGUGUUGGUCGAGCUGGGUAGGAAGCAGCGCGAGAUAUUAAGAGGGUUUGGGGCGAAUGUCGCGUGGAGGGAGUAUCAGACUGGGGGUCAUUGGUUCAAUUCGCCGCAUGGUAUGGAUGAUGUGGUUGAGUUUUUGAAGGCAGUACUUUAG
Pochonia chlamydosporia 170 is the source of this 765-nucleotide messenger RNA. Its product is annotated as phospholipase/carboxylesterase. NCBI's taxonomy places the organism in Eukaryota, Fungi, Ascomycota, Sordariomycetes, Hypocreales, Clavicipitaceae. The coding region runs from base 1 to 765 and encodes 254 amino acids. Gene Ontology annotation, biological process: protein depalmitoylation. Gene Ontology annotation, molecular function: carboxylic ester hydrolase activity; palmitoyl-(protein) hydrolase activity. The record is from RefSeq and is a predicted model, not a curated record. The transcript has a single exon. Gene Ontology annotation, cellular component: cytoplasm.